GAUCUAAUUUUUAAUUUAGAUAGCAUUUUCAGAGUUAAUAAAUGAAAAGCUUUAGUUUUUUAAACCUUAUUGACUAAAUAUAAUAGAUGAAUGGAAUUUGAAGAGAUUGGUCAAACAAUUUACUCUAGUACUAAACAAGUUCUUUAUCGUGAAUUGGAAUCAAUUGAGAAAACUAGCUGCGAGCUAUUUGACAACAUUUCAAAGGCAUGUUCAAGUAAAACUUUCAAGCCUGAGCAAUCUACUCAAGUAGACAAAUUGGUUGAGAAGUUGUUAGAACAAGAUAGUGAUCUGCAGGAAACAUUACAAAAAGCAAUAAAGCAACUUGAACAGCACAAAUUAGUGAAACAGUUGCAAGAAGAAAUAAAGAAAAAAGACCAAGAGCUUUCACUGUUUCAUAGCCAAUUAAAGGAAGCUGAAAAUAUUUUAGCUACUGCUCUUCAUCAAGCAAAGAAAAAGCUGCUAACAGCAGAGCAAGCCAAGAGUUCUUCUGUGUCAUGUGAGGAACUUAUCAAGUUUGCAUUUCGAAUAAGUAGCGGUAACUCUGUUGAAGCACCUCCAGGUUGGGUUCCAGGUGAUCCUCGUAGACCUUAUCCAUUGGAUAUUGAAAUGCGAUGUGGCGCUCUAGGACAGUCCAUUCAAAGAAAUGUUCUUGAGCCAGCAAUAAAGGAAGAAUUUAUUGAAAAUACUAAAAAUGAUGAAAAUAAAAAGUUGUAUUUAGACAAAGAUGAAGAUGAGCGGUUUGGUAAUGGCGGCAUUUGGCAGGGACUUUCUGGAGAUAUGGAUAAUCUUUCAACAAUGCCGCCUUCUACUUUGUCGUCAGUGAAUGGACCUUCGAAUGCCGAGGAAAUAGAGUUUAUGUCGACAUCUUCCGACUCUUCUUCAAGUGGAGAAAGUAAUUAACAUUAAUUGGUAUUAAAUUACACAUCAUGGCAACUUGUUAUAUUUCCAAAAUUUUCAGCGCGUUCUAAGAUAUCUUUAAAAAAAUUAUAUCGAUUGAAAAUCAAUUUUAUUUUCGAUUUCAAGAGUUAUAAAAAUAUACGAAGAAAAAUAAUUUUCUAGAAUAUUUAUAAACGACAAUUAUUUUUUAAAAUUUUUUUUUCAGUUUACCUCAAAACGCUUUGUCCUACGUUUUUUGAAAAUUACAUGUCCACGACAGACACCAGAUAAUCGGUAUCGCGUAAGUUGAUACUGAGAUUAAUAAUUUUGUAUCAUAUUGUAUCGCUUAUAUACUAUUGUCAAUACCAUCGUUACUGGUUCGAUACCACACUAUACUAAUAACAAAAAAGAAUCGUAUGAUAUUGAACAAUGACAUAAUGUUAAUUGAUAUCGAGUUAAUAAUGAACAACUAAUUGACGCCGGACAUUCACUCCGAUUACAAUGAAAGAUUUGUUUGAUAUGCGUAACAUCCGAGGAUCGUUUCACUAUAAGAUAAGAGUGGAGAAAACAAGAGCCACCGCGGAAAUGAUUAAUCAAAUGAUUACGAACAAAUCGGACUACGACCUCACUGAAGCGGAUAGGCAAGUAUUUAGCAGAGGGUUGGGAUUUAUUCAAAACGACCAAUACGUUCCGGAAAAGAUGUUCAGAGAUACAAUAUCAAAAUUAAAAAGGAAUAUGCUACUGAGAGUUUAUUUUAAGGACAAUGAAGGACCACCCCAAACAAACACCAAUGAAGAGGAGACUUGACACGGUUUAAAACCCACCUGCAUCCAACAAUGCAAAUAUAAAUCUUUUCUUUGAAAGGAUUAAGAGUGAAACGGACACAGUGCUAAAUGAGAGAAUGAAGAUAGCACACCCCAACCUAACGAAAAACAUGAAAGAAGCCAUCUUAACACUAAAAAAUAAUAACAAUAUCAUCACCAAGCAAGCUGACAAAAGUGGUAGCAUCUGCAUCUUAAACAGGAGAGAUUUUGAAGAGAAAAUUAACACCAUGCUAGCAGAUGAAUCCACAUAUAAACUCCUACAAUACGACCCCACCAUAGAAAUGGCACGGAACGUUGUAUCGACAAUUGAUUACAUCUUAUUCAAAGGAGUGAUUGACGAAAAGACUGCAAAUUACAUACGUCCAAACAAUCCUUUUCGCCCUCCCCUGUUCUAUGGACUCCCCAAAAUACACAAAACUGGAAUUCCUCUCCGACCUAUUGUAUCUGCUUGCGAUGGUCCCACAGACCACCUCUCAUACUUUGUGACUAAGUUCAUACAACCACUAGCCGAAACACUUCCAUCAUAUUUUAGAGACUCCACACUUUCUUCACAUGCUCCUAAAUCAACCGCUACCGCCUUAAAAAUACAUCUUCGUCACCGCUGACGUUACCUCCCUGUACACUAACAUACUCCAUAUAGAUGGUAUAGAAGCCAUCAAACUACUUUUUAAUAACAUACCACAUGACCUAAGACCACCCAAUUCACCACCUGUAGCAUAUAUACAGAUUAUGAUUGACACCAUUCUGACAAACACGACGUUCCAGUUUGACGACCGCAACUAUUUACAAAUGACAGGGACAUUGAUGGAUACACGUAUGGCACCACCAUACGCUAGCAUAUUCAUGGGCACAUUAGACGAAGCCAUCACUGGACAAUUUAAAGACUGCAUCACGUUCUACAAAAGAUUCAUCGAUGAAUUUUUUUCAUAUUCACAGGCACUAUAGAAGAUCUCGAACAUGUUAUAACAUUUAUGAACAACCUGCACCUUUUUACUUUUAACCACUCAGAUACUUCCAUUGAUUUUAUGGACCUAACUCUCUACAAUAACCAUCUAGAUAAAAUACAGAGUACAAUUCACCGUAAACCCACCGACACAAUGAGCCUUCUACAUUUCAGUUCAUACCACCCACAUCAUAUCACAUCAGGUCUCAUUCACAGCCAAGCAAUCAGAUACAAUAGGCUUAUAUCUGACUCCCACCACCUAUAUAAGGAGCUCCGCACAUUAGCGCGACAAUUGGUUCUUAAGGGGUACCAUCUUGAUAUUAUCAACAGAAACAUCACUAAAGCCCUAUUACACACACAGAAAGAUCUUAUCCACAAAGACAAAGAAGCUGAUGACACCCACAUCUUCCCCAUAGUCACACCUUACAAUGAACAAGGUAUACGUAUCAACAACGCGAUAUUACACAACUGGCACUUUAUCCACAAUGACCCAGAACUCUGCACACUAUUUCCACCGGUACUAAACAUCCACUGUUUGCUCUAGUUCGUAUUCAGCUGGUAGGACGUACUUCUGCUCCCACCCGCAUGUUACAAUGUAUUUCAAUUAUUUUACACAUAAAAUAUACCGCCUAUGUUGUUUA
This is a messenger RNA of Hydra vulgaris (swiftwater hydra), 3284 nucleotides long. RefSeq names its product mediator of RNA polymerase II transcription subunit 4. Gene Ontology annotation, molecular function: transcription coregulator activity. NCBI's taxonomy places the organism in Eukaryota, Metazoa, Cnidaria, Hydrozoa, Anthoathecata, Hydridae. Gene Ontology annotation, biological process: regulation of transcription by RNA polymerase II. Gene Ontology annotation, cellular component: mediator complex; core mediator complex. The record is from RefSeq and is a predicted model, not a curated record.